AUGACUGUUGGUUCGAUUUCCAAGGUCUCAGAGCCAACCGUUAUGGCGCUACCCGAGACGAGCUCCUCACACCCCGUCAUCUUGGAGCCGUACCACGCAGAUAUUCUUCCAGAAUAUUGUUAUCGCAGUAGGGAGUACCUAAUCAGCGGCAUUGCUCAUGGCGAGUCUUAUUGUACUCGUCUCCUGCUCCGCUGCCCGCAAGACCCUACCUUAUUCACUGGCCUUGUCGUCAUGGAGCCAUCCCAUCUAUGGGGCGGGACCAGCAUUUGGCGACACAUUAGCCGCUGGCUGAUGCGGAAUGGACAUGGAUGGCUAGAGGUUGACUCUCAAGCCACCUCGGCCAUCGGCAAGGUCAAGAACGUCGACCCAGACCGAUACCGUAACAUACACUUCAUCCCAGGACCAACAUCAGAUUCGUUUGCCGAGACCAUUCCAUUUGUCCCCAAUGCCACUAAGGAAUUCCUUGCCGAGGCAUACGAUGCAUUCAAAGCCAAGUGGUGGCCUGCGACAUUACAGUCCCCAGAGAUUCUCGUCGCCGCAUCGCACGCCCUUCGAUCCGGCCAGCUCGGUCUCGAGGCAACACGGGUCUUUCUUAGUGGUCUGUCUCAAACAGGCGGCGUAACUCGUCGAUUCAUUACCCAUUCGGCCCAUCUACGACUUCCAGAUGGGUCUUUGCCCUUUCAAGGAUUUAUCCCUUGCCAGUCAGGCGGUGACGCGCUGCCGGAUGUACCUGGAGUCAAAGUCAUAGAGCUUCUUGGUGAGGCUGAGUUCCAAUCUGUGCGGAUGCCAUGCGGUGUCAGCGGCCAAGUCAAGGGUGUUGCGCAUCGUCGUUCUGAUAGCGAUUCGUUCAGGCUCUACGAGGUAGCCUGUAUGGCCCAUCGCGAGUCGCGGUACUCGUCAACGUUGGAGGACAAGAGAUGGUCAGUUGCGCACCUCAAUGGGGCAGAAUGGAGCACAUUUGCGAAUUCCUUUAUAUAUCACGCCGUAUUUGAGGCCAUGGAUAAAUGGACGCGAGUGAAAGCCACAAUUCCUCCACCGGGAGCUAUUCUUAUGACGGUCGGGUCAAGUGACGAAAUUAUUAGAGACAAAUAUGGAAAUGCUCUUGGUGGUAUCAGAACCAUGCACAGCGAUGUUCCAAUCGCCAGGUUUGUCGCAGCGACGCCCAAGGGAAGACCGAGUUGGUACAGAGGUUCUCAGUGGACCUUUAACAACGACCUGCUGGCAAGACUAUACGAGACUCCAGAGAAGUAUAGAAUCGUUGCUGGUCAAGCUAUACAGCGGCAGAUAAACGCCGGAUUUCUACUACCAGCGGACGCUGAAUUACUACGCCGUGAGACAGUAGAGAAUAUAUUCUUUUAACAUAGAUAUCCCAUUGAGUUAAUGUUCUUCUUGCAUUUUAUGAAAAGAACAUUUCGAUUAAUAUAGUAGCUACAGAGAUCUAUGCUGCGCGGUAUGCUCAAGAAGCCAAGGGUUAGUAAAGUAAUAAAAGUCUCUAUUUAUACUAGUUAAGUUAAACUACUCAAAAUAAAUACAAAAAGGAUUAGUGAAUAAGAUAAAGGAAGGUAAAGUAAGCUAUUGUUGGUUCAAGGAUUAAUAACACGUGUUAUCAAAAGGUGAGAGGUUGUGGUAAAAGUUCGUUGUUCUCUUCUAGUUCCAUGGUCGGAACUGCUCUAGUUAAAUACAGCGAAUACAUCCUGUACUCACUUCCUUUUCCUGUGUUUUCCUUAGCCACUUCCAGUGACUUAACUAUUCCUUCACUCCUCCAGCAAAGUAACACACGUCCAAUGUCACAAUAGUCACAACACCACUCUACUUCGCGAUAUAUAAAGUAGUAGUGGGUAGUGUUGACUCGGAUUAAAAGAAACCAAGCGAUUUCGAUAGAGUAAUAUAGCAAACCAAUAUUUAGAACAGCUGUUUUCGGGGUCGUUGGAAUGGUACUCCUGGGUAGAGGGGUGCUUAGGUUGUAUUGGGGGAAAUG
Messenger RNA from [Torrubiella] hemipterigena, 1978 nucleotides. The record is from the annotation of a GenBank genome assembly. NCBI's taxonomy places the organism in Eukaryota, Fungi, Ascomycota, Sordariomycetes, Hypocreales, Clavicipitaceae.